Plectropomus leopardus (leopard coralgrouper) is the source of this 2432-nucleotide messenger RNA. Its product is annotated as ubiquilin-1-like. Gene Ontology annotation, molecular function: polyubiquitin modification-dependent protein binding. Gene Ontology annotation, biological process: ubiquitin-dependent protein catabolic process. Gene Ontology annotation, cellular component: cytosol. Lineage: Eukaryota; Metazoa; Chordata; Actinopteri; Perciformes; Serranidae. The record is from RefSeq and is a predicted model, not a curated record.
CACACAACUUUCUGCCGAGUCAUCGGGACAGACACGCAUCUCCGCCCGGGACUGCGCGCUUCUCUCCGGGUCCACUCAUCACCUUCAUCGUCACAGGACAGGACUGAGAUGUCAGGCGCGGUGAAAGAUGGACCGAGAGCACCGGGUCAGAGGUCUGAAAGGAUCCGCGUCUCCAUCAAAAGUCUCACGGGGAGCAAAGACUUCACCGUUAGAGGAGGCUGCACCGUCAGACAGCUGAAAUGGGGUCUAGCAGAGCGCCUGGGAGUCCCUGUAGAGCAGCUGGUGCUGAGCCACUCCGGCCGCGUCCUCAAAGAGUCAGAGCUCCUGAGUCACCUUAAAGUCCAGGAUGAGACAGUCAACCUCUGCAUGAUCCAAAGGCCUCAGCAUCCAUGUGAUGCGCCCACCUGUGAUCCAGCUUCAGAAAUCCAGUCUGAGCUCACAGCUGUUCUUGAUCCGGACCCUGAUAGCUUCAGACUGUCUCCCACCUCUCCCCUCUGUCUGGUGGAAGGUCUUGACAGGCUUGGCCUAACAAACAGCGGCCCUGGUUUCGUCCCCGCACUGCAGCUCCAGAUGGCGAACCAGCUGUUGGCUGACCAGCAGGUGAGGCGCCGUGGCGUGGGCAGCCGCAUCGUGCAGACCACCCUGUCCAACUCCAGCCCUAAACCAACCAGACAGCUCAUUCUGUCUAAUCCCCAAAUUCAGCAGCUCCUGCAGACAAACCCAGAGGUGGGAGAUAUGCUGAACAACACAGAUGUCAUCACACAGGUGCUGGAGCUCGUCAGGAACCCAGAUUUGAUCGAGGAAGUGAUGAAUAAUGAAGACAGAGCAUUAGGCAAUUUGCAGCCAGAGCAGGCUGACCCUAGAAGCAUCAGUAACGACCCCGGUGGGUUUGAGAAGACCGACACAGAAAGUCUCAACUUAUCACAGAUCCAUAUGAGAGCACCCCCAGUGGUGACUGCAUCAUCUGGGACUCAACAUCCAGCUGAGGGAGACAGCGAGCAGACUCUACCCAUCUCCAGUGACUCCACAGAUACUCUCGGAGAACAGACCGCCACGCCCAGAGCUGAUCCAAACCCUCAGAGGACUGUUACUGCAGGCUUGCAGUCACUGCUGGAGGAAAUCACUUCCAGUCCAGGACUGAUGGAGAAUCUGCUGUCUGGGCCGUACGUUAGCAGUCUCCUCAACUGCCUCGGCCAGAACCCCGACCUGGCUACACAGAUGCUGCUGAGCCACCCUUUGUUCUCAGGAAAUCCUCAACUGCAGCAACAGAUGAGACAGCAGAUCCCUCUCUUCCUGCAACAGAUGCAGAGUCCAGAGCUGCUGUCAGCCAUGUUGAACCCCAGAGCCAUGGAGGCUCUGCUACACAUCCAACAGGGCCUACAGACUCUGGCUGCGGAGGCUCCUGCACUGAUACCUACGGCUGUAAACACCGGAGUCAGUGUUAAUGCUGCCCCUGAGCUAAACUCAGACUCUGUCCCCAACAGCCAACCAGGAGGGGGUCCUCAGGUUGCCACGGUGACAGAGCAGCAGCAGCAGCAGUUUGUACAACAGAUGCUACAGGCGCUGGCUAACGCCAAUCAUGAGGUCAGCAAUGAGGAGGCCGAGUUUCGGGACGAGUUGGAGCAUCUGAGCUCGAUGGGCUUCAGAGACAGAGAGGCAAACCUUCAGCUCCUCAUCAGAACUGGAGGAGACCUCACCACUGCCAUUCAGCAUCUGCUCCAUCUCUGACACACGCAAACACACGCACGUUGAUCUUUGCACAUACACAUACGUACAUAAGUGAAUGCACAUCCAUAUUACAUAUAAGCUACAUGUAGCUUAUAAAUGAUUAAAAAGUGCUGUACUAAAAACAAAUAUAUAAGAAACAUGCAAGCCAUAUUUAUAUUGUUGCACUCACAAAAAUUCACUUAUAUUCCUCCAUAACUUCCCUUACUAACCUCGUGCUGCAGUAGUAAAUUAAAUGACGUCCUAGCUUAAUAGUCACUCUUAAACUUGAAUACACUUGACACUUAUUUUUCCUUUUUGAAUAGAGAGUGCCAUAUGCUUUACAGACUGUAAAGCCCCCUGAAGCAAAUGUGUGAUUUGUGAUAGUGUGCAUGAAUGAGAAAUCAUAUACAUAUACAGCCAGAGUCAGUGCUUUGGGCUAAUAUUAGGGUAGAUACAUAAGAAUACAAUCACUUUCACUCUGUCAGAGACUAUUGAUGUGUGCACUUCAUGUAGAACAAUGAGUAGACUUUGUACCUAUUUGUACCUAUUUGUACAUAUUUGCGUAGUGCGUGGGUAGUGCUAAUGCACUUACUAAAAAUGACAAUAACAACAUUUAACUUUGCUUUAAUGUCAAAUUGUAGCAGGAUAGAACAUUACCGACAACAUUUCACUUGUGGUUCGCAAAAAAUCUUCCUGCUUGUUUGCUUGUCCACCAAGAUGGUGAC